Molecule: messenger RNA, 3159 nt
Organism: Pelmatolapia mariae (spotted tilapia)
Lineage: Eukaryota; Metazoa; Chordata; Actinopteri; Cichliformes; Cichlidae
Product: protein NLRC3-like
Exons: 8
Coding region: 1-3159 (1052 amino acids)
Biological process (GO): intracellular signal transduction
Molecular function (GO): protein binding
Source: RefSeq, a predicted model, not a curated record
AUGCUGCUGAAAUCCAAACUCUCAAGUAUUCUGUUCCAGCUGCUGGAGGACAAUAUCAUCAUUUUUGUAAAGAAUGAGCUGAAGAAGCUCCAGAAGGUUCUGAGUCCAGAUUACCCAGAAUGCGCAGAGAAUAAGAUUGUGAAUGAGGAGGUUUUGAAGGGUGAGGAUGAUGAGCAGAGGAGUAGCAGAGAAGCAUUUGUGAAGAUCACAUUGCACUUCCUAAGGAAACUGAAGCAGGAGGAGCUGGCUGACCAUCUGCAGAGCAAACAUGUUGCAGCAAUUUGUAAAUGUAAACUUAAAACGAAGUUGAAGAAGAAGUUCCAGUGUGUGUUUGAGGGGAUCGCUAAAGAAGGAAAUCCAACCCUUCUGAAUCAGAUCUACACAGAGCUCCACAUCACAGAGGGAGGGACUGCAGAGGUCAAUGAUGAACAUGAGGUCAGAAAGACUGAAACAGCAUCCUGGAAACCAGAUAGACCAGAAACAACAAUCAGACAAGAAGACAUCUUUAAAGUCUCACCUGGAAGAGAUGAACCAAUCAGAACAGUGCUGACAAAGGGAGUGGCUGGCAUUGGGAAAACAGUCUUAACACAGAAAUACACCCUCGACUGGGCUGAAGACAAAGCCAACCGGGACAUCCAGUUCAUAUUUCCAUUCCCUUUCAGGGAGAUGAAUAUACUAAAAGAGAAAAAGUUCAGCCUGGUGGAACUUGUUCAUCACUUCUUUAUUGAAACCAAAGAAGCAGGAAUCUGCAGCUUUGAAGACUUCCAGGUUGUGUUCAUCUUUGAUGGUCUGGAUGAGUGUCAACUUCCUCUGGACUUCCACAAAACUGAAAUCGUAACUGACCCUAGAAAGUCCACCUCAGUGGAUGUGCUGCUGACCAACCUCAUCAGAGGGAACCUGCUUCCCUCUGCUCGCCUCUGGAUAACCACACGACCUGCAGCAGCCAAUCAGAUCCCUCCUGACUGUGUUGACAUGGUGACAGAGGUCAGAGGGUUCACUGACCCACAGAAGGAGGAGUACUUCAGGAAGAGAUUCAGAGAUGAGGAGCAGGCCAGCAGGAUCAUCUCCCACAUCAAGACAUCACGAAGCCUCCACAUCAUGUGUCACAUCCCAGUCUUCUGCUGGAUCACUGCUACAGUUCUGGAGGAUGUGCUGAAAACCACAGAGGGAGGACAGCUACCCAAGACCCUGACUGAGAUGUACAUCCACUUCCUGGUGGUUCAGGCCAAAGUGACGAAGGUCAAGUAUGAUGGAGGAGCUGAGACAGAUCCACACUGGAGUCCAGAGAGCAGGAAGAUGAUUAAGUCUCUGGGAAAACUGUCUUUUGAUCAGCUGCAGAAAGGAAACCUGAUCUUCUAUGAAUCAGACCUGUCAGAGUGUGACAUCGAUAUCAGAGCAGCCUCAGUGUACUCAGGAGUGUUCACACAGAUCUUUAAAGAGAAGAGAGGACUGUACCAGAACAAGGUGUUCUGCUUCAUCCAUCUGAGUGUUCAGGAGUUUCUGGCUGCUCUUCAUGUCCAUCUGACCUUCAUCAACUCUGGAGUCAAUCUGCUGGAAAAACAACAACCAACCUCCCAGAAGUCUUUCUUUUUUAAAAAGAAAAGUAGUAUAAAAUAUCUCCACCAGAGUGCUGUGAACAAGGCCUUACAGAGUCCAAAUGGACAUCUGGACUUGUUCCUCCGUUUCCUUCUGGGUCUUUCAUUGCAGACCAAUCAGGCUCUCCUACGAGGUCUGCUGACACAGACAGGAAGUAUCUCACAGACCAGUCACGAAACAGUCGAGUACAUCAAGAAGAAGCUCAGUGAGAAUCUGUCUGCAGAGAAAAGCAUCAAUCUGUUCCACUGUCUGAAUGAACUGAACGAUCAUUCGUUAGUGGAGGAGAUCCAACAGUUCCUGAGAUCAGGACGUCUCUCCACAGAUAAACUGUCUCCUGCUCAGUGGUCAGCUAUGGUCUUCAUCUUACUGUCAUCAGAAAAAGAUCUGGAUGUGUUUGACCUGAAGAAAUACUCUGUUUCAGAGGAGGCUUUUCUGAGGCUGCUGCCAGUGGUCAAAACCUCCAACAAAGCUCUACUGAGUGGCUGUAACCUCUCAAAGAAAAGCUGUGAAGCUCUUUCCUCAAUUCUCAACUCCCAGUCCUCUAGUCUGAAAGAGUUGGACCUAAGCAACAAUGACCUGCAGGAUUCAAGAGUGAAGUUUCCAUACUCUAAACUGACAACUCUCCGACUGAGUCACUGUAACCUUUCAGAGACAGCCUGUGAAGCUCUGUCCUCAGUUCUUAGCAUGCGGUCCUCUAGUUUGAGGGAGCUGGACCUGAGUAACAACAACGUGGAGGAUUUGGGAUUGAAGCUUCUGUCUGUUGGUCUGGAGAGUCCAUACUGCAAACUUGAAACUCUCAGUCUGUCAGGCUGUUUGAUCACAGUGGACGGAUGUGCUUCUCUGGCAUCAGCCCUGAGUUCUUCCCACUCCCAUCUGAGAAAGCUGGACCUGAGCUACAAUCAUCCAGGAGACUUGGGAAUGAAGCUGUUGUUGCCUGAACAGAAGAACCCAUCCUGGAAACUGGAAACUCUCAGGGUGGAGCCUGCUGGAGUCCGAUGGUUGAGACCAGGUCUGAGGAAGUAUUCCUGUCAACUCACAAUAGAUAUAAACACAGUACACACAAACCUCAAACUGUCUGACAACAAAAGAAAGGUGACACAUGUGGAGGAGGUUCAUUUAUAUCCUGAUCAUCCAGAUAGAUUUGAUGUUCAUCCUCAGCUGCUGUGUAGAAAUGGCCUGACUGGUCGCUGUUACUGGGAGGUUGAGUGGAAAGGAGACGUUGACAUAUCAGUGACUUAUAGAAAAAUCCGAAGGAAAAGUGGCAGUGAUAACUGUUCAUUUGGAUGGAAUGAUCAAUCCUGGAGUCUCAGCUGCUCCGAUGAUGGUUACUCUGUCUGUCACAAUAACAGAGAAACAUCCAUAUCCUCCUCCUUCUCCUCCUCCUCAGUGUCUAACAGAGUAGCAGUGUAUGUGGACUGUCCUGCUGGCACUCUGUCCUUCUACAGAGUCUCCUCUGACACCCUGAUCCACCUCCACACCUUCAACACCACAUUCACAGAACCUCUUUGUCCUGGAUUUAGAGUGUGGUUUCCUGGUUCCUCAGUGUUUGUUUGCAGAGAAUAA